GCGCUGCCGGACUGGGAGGACCAGUUGGCCUCAGUUUCCAAGAGGGCGGAGAAGGAAGCGUUCCCAGAAAUAAAAAGAAAUUGACGUAACGGGUUUUCUUGAAACGCCGGUUCCUGUGAGCGAGGAUUAGAUCCUGUGGGGUUUUAGUGGCGGUGAAUCGGGAGGGAGGCAGGAAGCCGGCUCUAUCAAUCAGUUUUAAAUAAAGCGUUCUGUUGUCGGUGGGCCUGGCUCGGAGAGCGGCGGAGCUGCGGCCAUGAGGAGUUUGCCGUAUUUCUGCCGCGGGGAGGUCGUGAGAGGAUUCGGCCGAGGCAGCAAGGAGCUGGGGAUCCGCACAGCUAACUUCCCAGACAGUGUCGUAGACAACCUACCAAGUGACAUUACUACUGGUAUUUACUAUGGCUGGGCCUGUGUUGGUAAUGGUGACGUGCAUAAAAUGGUUAUGAGCAUUGGUUGGAACCCAUACUAUAAAAAUACAAAAAAAUCUAUGGAAACGCACAUUAUUCAUACUUACAAAGAAGAUUUUUAUGGGGAAAUACUCAGCAUAGUUAUUGUUGGAUAUAUCCGAGCAGAGAAGUCAUUUGAAUCAUUAGAUUCUCUAAUUACAGCAAUUCACAAUGAUAUUUCUGAAGCAAAGGAAAAGCUAGAUCUGCCAGAACACCAGUGCAUGAAGGAUGACAACUUCUUCAGGUCACAUGAAAACAAUAUAAUGAAUGGCCAUUGACCAAAGUUUGUGCAACUGUGGCCUCUUCUUAUCGUGUUCCCUUUAAUUUUAGGCAAUUGUUAACUUAGCAUAACAUAACUGUGCUGAACCCUGACCAGACUUUUGUUCUAAAUGUCAUAGAUGAACUCAUGAAGAAAAUAAUACAUUUUACAAAAAUAAUAUUCAGAUGCAGACGUCUGUUAUUUAAAAUUUACUAGCUAUGCAGUUGCUUUUAAUAACUACUGAAAUCUUAAAUGUCUUUUAUGUGCUUUAAUUUUGGCAAUCUCAGUUGAUAAAAUGUGAGGCUAAAAGUGAUAGUGUGACUGUAAUAGGUGAAAGCUUAAUGUGUCGUAUGACAUCUGUCUUAGACGGGGCAUAAAUUCAUUAAUACCUCAUAAAAUGUAGAUGUUUGAGGAAGUCCUAUGAGAAUGUUAGAAGUAUAUUCACUAAAAAUCUAUAACAGUAGAUUUUAAGCCUAUGUUUCUGCUACUAAGAUCUGCUCAAGAGCAAUACCCUUAAACAGGAUGGCCUUUCUUUCAACAAAAACUGUUAAAUCUGUGAUUGCAUUUAUAUUACUGUGCCCAGCUACUUGGAGUAUUUAAUGAUUUGAGAUAACCUUGUGCGUCAGAUUUCUUUUCCGAUGGUACAAAAAUGUUUACAAGCAAAUCUUAAUCACCAAAACCUAUUACGUUGCAUGUAAUACCAAUCUUGUUCUCUUCAAUUCCUUAACUUUUUGUUUUCAGUCAUCUUUCAAAACAAAACUGUACUUUCUUUUCCAUUUCAUUGUCUUUCUAACUUUGCCUCUGUGGUUUUUUUUAGACAGAAGAGCCAGUACUUUUGUUGGCUUCAAGCACUGCUCAAAGUUCAUUGUCGCAGAUGACAGUUGUUUGUCUAUGCAAAAUGAAUCUCUAGUAUCUGAAUGCUUUAUAUUUGUCCCUGUGAUAUUGCAAAUUAGCAGCACAAAAAUCCCAACAUCUGUGCACAGCAUUAUAAAGAUCACUCGUUGCUCUUAUGAUUGAUUAUUUGCAUUAAAAUUAUAUUUUUUGUCCUCUAUAUGUUGGCACUGCCAAGAUUAGGCAACAUAAAGAAAGCCAUACCUUCUGGUAGUGUACUUAAUAUGCAUCAAAACCCAGGGGCUAAGAUUUAGGGAAUUUUCUGUAACCUGUAAUUGAUAUUGAAACUUUAUGAUUCAGUCACCAUCCUGUUUGAUGUGGAUUGAGGUAAACUGGCCUACUAUUUCUGUAUUUUUUUUUUUGUCUUUACCCAUGUACCAAGAAGGAGUAUUUGAUUUAAAGGCAUUCGCAUGAGGAAUAACACACUUUCAGUAUUAGUGAAUGCCCUUUGGGUGCUCUCCAUUUCUAAGUAACAGCUAAUGCUUUUCCCAUUGCAAAUGCCAGGGAACUGUAUCCACUCAUCUGUAACUGCCGUCUGUAAGUUUUGAAUGGUAUAGAUGUCUGUACAGAAUACUAAUCCUGUCACUAUUACAUGAUAGAAAAUAACAAUCUAUGAUUUCAUGUUCCCUUUUGGACAUCAAUUAGGCACAGGGUAGAAUUCUUGAGUGGCUCCUCAAUUUUCAUUGAUCCGUUUUACAACCAGUUAUUUCUGUACAUUUCUUUAGAAAUCCUGAUGUUUGAGUAACAGAAACCUAUCUGCUAUGUAUUUAUUUUCGUCACCUGAAAACAUUUGCGGUCAUGACGAAGAAUAUUGUAAGGAGAGGAUUUACUGUUACAUAAUUUACCUCUACCAAAAUAUGCCCACAUUGGCAGUAUGCGCAGCAUAGUACUUUGUAGAACUAAUGAUACUGCACAGUUAUUAAAUUACAUCUUAUUGUAAUUCUGUAGGAAAGGAAUCCAAUAGCGUAAAACCGAUUUAAAGGAAUGAUAAAAGGAGCUUCAUGAAAUUUCAUCAUAAUAAAUUAAAUUGUCUGUGCUCAUAAUUUUAUCAGUCAUUGUCCCAUUUCCUUGCAUUGUAGGUGCUAAAACUAAGCAAAAACUAAAUCGCUCAUUCUGCUUUAAACUAGAAAAAGGCAUAGUCUAUUCCUUUCCAUUGAGGUGGGGGGGGGAUAAAAACAUAUUUUAAAAGUCUGAGUAUGUCAGUGCAUUACGCCUUAAGUUGUUUUGGGUUAUUUAUGGUUUUAAUAAAAAUGCAGGAGUCUGUAAGUGAUGGAGACAAUUUUAAUGUAUUUAUCAAGCACUCAUCAGUAGAGGAGGAAUUUUAUUAUUUUCGUUAUGAAGUGCUCCUUUGUUUUGCUCCUCAUGUCAAACCACCAUGUUUACUGCAAACAGUUAUGACACUCGUACCUUUUACAACUCCAUAUGCAUUCUCCAUUUUAAAAUGAAAGGUCCCUACACUUAAGGGCUGGGAGUCCGAUAUGAUAUGAAAUAAGAAUGUUUAACCUUAAUGUCCCUAUCCAUUAUUAUGAGAAAUGUGCAACAAAUAUUGCACUAGUGUAAGAAGCCAUAAUUAAACUGUUUUUUUAUGUAAUUUAUUUAAAAUCAAGACCAAAUUUCAUGUAUGUAUUUUUUGUGGCAACUUGCAUUAUUUCUUUUUGACUGCUAAGUUGAGAUUUUAAUAUAUGGAACAUAUCACAUUCAUGUUUUCUUUUAAUGUUCGGGUCUGGCUAUGUGAUUUAUCUUUGCAAAGCUUACAAUGUUAGGAAAUUGAUUUGUUUUCAGGCUCUUUGUAGGCUUGUAUUGUAUGGAAUAAAGAUCUAACUUCA
This is a messenger RNA of Chiloscyllium plagiosum (whitespotted bambooshark), 3419 nucleotides long. RefSeq names its product riboflavin kinase (gene rfk). Gene Ontology annotation, cellular component: mitochondrion. The record is from RefSeq and is a predicted model, not a curated record. Gene Ontology annotation, biological process: riboflavin biosynthetic process; FMN biosynthetic process. Gene Ontology annotation, molecular function: riboflavin kinase activity. Lineage: Eukaryota; Metazoa; Chordata; Chondrichthyes; Orectolobiformes; Hemiscylliidae.